Anopheles marshallii is the source of this 702-nucleotide messenger RNA. Its product is annotated as 40S ribosomal protein S5. The transcript is spliced from 4 exons. The record is from RefSeq and is a predicted model, not a curated record. The coding region runs from base 1 to 702 and encodes 233 amino acids. NCBI's taxonomy places the organism in Eukaryota, Metazoa, Arthropoda, Insecta, Diptera, Culicidae. Gene Ontology annotation, biological process: translation; ribosomal small subunit assembly. Gene Ontology annotation, molecular function: mRNA binding; structural constituent of ribosome; rRNA binding. Gene Ontology annotation, cellular component: ribosome; cytosolic small ribosomal subunit.
AUGGCUGACGAAGCAUUCGAAAACUUCGAUGAGGAAGCGACGGUACCACAGGACAUGGACGAUGCCGUCCAUGAUGACCAGGCAGCCCAGGUCUACGAAGAAGCUCCCGUAGUCCAGACUGCUGAGCUUCCCGAAAUCAAGCUGUUCGGCCGUUGGAGCAGUGAUGAUAUCGAUAUUUCCGACAUUUCCGUCUCGGAUUAUAUCGCCGUGAAGGAGAAGCACGCCAAAUACCUUCCCCACUCGGCCGGUCGCUAUGCGGCCAAGCGUUUCCGCAAGGCCCAGUGCCCGAUCGUCGAGCGUCUGACCAACUCGCUGAUGAUGAAGGGUCGCAAUAACGGCAAGAAGCUGAAGGCUGUGCGCAUCGUGCGUCACGCUUUCGAGAUCAUGCAUCUGCUGACCGGUGAAAAUCCGCUGCAGAUCGUGGUCCAUGCCAUCAUCAACUCAGGCCCACGUGAAGACUCCACCCGUAUCGGGCGUGCUGGUACUGUCCGUCGUCAGGCCGUCGAUGUGUCUCCUCUGCGUCGUGUCAAUCAGGCUAUCUGGUUGCUGUGCACCGGUGCUCGUGAGGCUGCAUUCCGUAACAUCAAAACGAUUGCCGAAUGUUUGGCCGACGAGCUGAUCAACGCCGCUAAGGGUUCUUCGAACUCGUACGCAAUCAAGAAGAAGGACGAGCUGGAGCGUGUCGCCAAGUCUAACCGAUAA